ACAGGCCGGCAGCGGUGCAGGGGUCCCCACACACUGGCCCGCCCCCGGCAUGCAUGAACCCCGCCUUGAUGAGCACUCCCUGGUAUCGCUAUCAAGAUGAGGACUCUCCACCUGAGCACGGGUUCCCGCGGCUGACCAACGAGGUGCGCGCCCCUGAGCUGGUGCACGUGUCGGAGAAGAACCUCUCGGAGAUUGAGAAUGUGCAUGGCUACGUGUCCCACUCCCAUAUCUCCCCGCUCAAGGCAAGUCCCGCUCCAAUAAUUGUCAACACCGACACUCUGGAGAGCGUACCUUACGUCAACGGGACAGAAAUUGAAUAUGAGUUUGAAGAAAUCACACUAGAGCGGGGGAACUCAGGGUUGGGUUUCAGCAUCGCUGGAGGAACAGAUAACCCCCAUAUCGGUGAUGACCCAGGGAUCUUCAUCACCAAGAUCAUCCCUGGUGGCGCGGCAGCAGAGGAUGGCCGGUUAAGAGUGAAUGACUGCAUACUGCGGGUGAAUGAUGCCGACGUGUCUGAGGUGUCUCACAGUAAGGCAGUGGAGGCCCUGAAGGUGGCCGGCUCUAUCGUCAGGCUGUACGUUCGCCGGAGGAGACCCAUGCUGGAAACUAUCAUUGAAAUCAAACUCAUCAAAGGACCAAAAGGGCUGGGCUUCAGCAUCGCAGGAGGGGUGGGCAACCAGCACAUCCCGGGGGACAACAGCAUCUUUGUCACUAAGAUCAUAGAUGGAGGUGCAGCACAGAAGGACCAGCGCUUGCAGGUUGGAGACCGGCUGCUUAUGGUGAACAACUACACGCUGGAAGAGGUCUCCCACGAGGAGGCUGUAGCCAUACUGAAGAACACGUCUGACGUUGUGUACCUGAAGGUGGGCAAGCCCACCAGUGUUUACUUAUCAGAUCCCUAUGGGCCACCUGAUAUCACGCACUCGUUCUCUCCAGCAAUGGAAAAUCAUAUCUCUUCCGUGGGCAACAACGGCACUCUGGAGUACAAGUGCAGUCUUCCCCCCAUGCCCAUCUCUCCUGGAAGGUACUCCCCCCUCCCAAAACACUUACUCGGGGAAGAGGACAUUAACAGAAAUGCCUCCAUAGAUGACGGGGAGGCUCACAGGUUUGAGUCGCAGCACUUCCAGUUGAGGGAUCCCAGGAGGAUGGUCCUCCACAAGGGCUCCACAGGCCUGGGAUUCAACAUCGUGGGCGGGGAGGACGGAGAGGGCAUCUUUGUCUCCUUCAUCCUGGCGGGAGGGCCUGCCGACCUGAGCGGAGAGCUGCGGAGGGGAGACCAGAUCCUGUCGGUUAAUGGCAUCGACCUACGCGGGGCCACCCACGAGCAAGCUGCUGCAGCACUAAAGGGGGCGGGCCAAACUGUCACCAUCAUUGCUCAGUACAGGCCCGAGGAGUACGGGCGUUUCGAGGCCAAAAUCCAUGAUCUGCGGGAACAGAUGAUGAACCAUAGCAUGAGCUCUGGGUCCGGAUCCCUCCGAACCAAUCAGAAACGCUCCCUUUACGUCAGGGCACUGUUCGACUAUGAAAAGGCUAAAGACAGUGGACUCCCUAGCCAGGGCCUCAGCUUCAGGUAUGGGGACAUCCUCCACGUCAUCAACGCCUCAGACGAUGAAUGGUGGCAGGCCCGGAGGGUGACCCCUGAUGGGGACAGCGAAGAGAUGGGAGUCAUCCCCAGCAAGAGGAGGGUUGAGAGGAAAGAACGAGCUCGACUAAAGACAGUGAAGUUCAAUGCCAAACCUGGAACCAUCGAUUCCAAAGUGUCAUUCAAUGACAAGCGUAAAAACAACUUCAUCUUUACACGAAAGUUCCCAUUCUACAAGAACAAGGAGUUGGGUGAGCAGGAUGGCAGUGAUUCAGAACGGAGUCAAGAGGACACGAUUCUCUCCUAUGAGCCUGUCAUUCGACAAGAGAUUAAUUACGCCAGACCCGUCAUAAUCCUUGGACCAAUGAAAGACAGAAUCAACGACGACCUGAUAUCCGAAUUCCCUGACAAAUUUGGCUCCUGCGUGCCACAUACCACUCGGUCGAGGAGGGACUACGAGGUCGAUGGGCGGGACUACCAUUUUGUAAUGUCCAGAGAGCAGAUGGAGCAGGACAUCCAAGAGCACAAGUUCAUUGAGGCGGGCCAGUACAACGACAAUCUAUAUGGAACCAGUGUUCAGUCGGUCAAAUAUGUGGCUGAGAGGCAGGGUAAACACUGCAUACUGGACGUGUCAGGGAAUGCCAUAAAACGACUACAAGUAGCACAACUCUAUCCCAUUGCCAUCUUUAUAAAGCCUAGGUCCAUUGAUUCAUUAAUGGAGAUGAAUAAGAGAUUAACAGAAGAGCAGGCCAGGAAGACAUUUGACCGUGCCAUGAAGUUGGAGCAGGAGUUUGGCGAGUUUUUCACAGCACUUGUUCAAGGAGACACCUUAGAAGACAUUUAUAACCACUGCAAAAUGGUGGUAGAGGAGCAUUCAGGACCCUACAUCUGGAUCCCAUCAAAAGAGAAAUUAUGAGAACACACCACUUUGGCAGGGAUAUUGGACUGCUAGAUUCCCAACAUACUUUGUAACAUAUGUUCAACUGUAAUGGUAAUUUAUAUUGUUCAUAAUUAUAGCCAAUUAAUAUUAUUUUUUUCUUAUAGUUUAUUUUUUUUCCACUUUCAAUAUGAAUGUUCCUGAAUGUACACCACAACGUUUAAGAAACAUUUUUGGCCUGAAAACAUUGACUGUUUGUAUAUUUCAUGUUUUUAUUUUAAAAAAUGCUAAGGAAAUUUAAUAAACAAGGGCAUGUGUUCACGUCGACACUGCGUGGAAUUUCAUAUGAAUAUUCGAAGAUCGCCACGCCAAUGAAGGAGGGGAAGGAAAUAAUAUCAGCUUCUUUUGCUUCUCUCCACGCAACAGCUAGCACUUUGUGUCCUCCGACACUAACCUCACAUCAGUAGUUGACAUUUUGUUUGACUUUAGCAUCUAUGGGCCUUGGACACAGUUCAUCGUAAUCCGCCUAUUUUUACGUUCUUAUUCUUUUUUGAAUCUAGAUUUGUUUGAAAAUGUUUUCUUUGAAUAAGAAUUCUCCUCAACUGUAUUGUUUUUUGUUGUUGUGCGGAUUAUUUCUUAAAAAAUACAAUUAUUGUUAAGAUGCUUUGAUUAGAAUGAAUAAUUAAUGGGUAAAUCUACAUUUAGGUGUAGGAAAUGUGACAUUAUAUUUUGCUAUUUAUAUUGAUAGAGGGCACAACAGCACAAAGUAUUUAUUAUGAAGAUAUAUAACUUUGAUUAAAAAAUAAAUAAAAAAUCUGAUCUUAA
This is a messenger RNA of Salvelinus namaycush (lake trout), 3284 nucleotides long. RefSeq names its product disks large homolog 2. Gene Ontology annotation, molecular function: kinase binding. Gene Ontology annotation, biological process: chemical synaptic transmission. The coding region runs from base 54 to 2498 and encodes 814 amino acids. Gene Ontology annotation, cellular component: postsynaptic density membrane; neuromuscular junction; neuron projection. The record is from RefSeq and is a predicted model, not a curated record. NCBI's taxonomy places the organism in Eukaryota, Metazoa, Chordata, Actinopteri, Salmoniformes, Salmonidae. The transcript has 22 exons.